GUCGGUCGGUUGGUCGGUCGGUCGGUCGGUCGGUCGGACGGACGAUCCCGUCCGCUCGCGCUACAAAGUUGAAACCGGACGUAACGUCUCGGUUCCUCGAGGGGUCCGAAAUUGUCCCUUCGUCAUCGGUCAUCGUUGUCGUCGCUGCUGCUGCCGCCGUCGCAGUUUAAAGCAAGAAAGAAAGAGAAAAAGAAAAAGAAGGAUCGAGUUGAUCAAUGAACGAAAUAUUCUGCAAUUUCUAAUCGUCGUGGAUUAAGUGAUCGUAGUGCGAAGGUGUGCGACGGAGUCGCGGAAAUUGACGGGAAUUUCCGGUCGCGUAUGUUACUAUAGUGGUGUGUGUGUGUGUGUGUGUGUGUGUGUGUAUCGGUGUAAGGUUAGGAUUGUGCCGUUGGGAGAGAAAGAGCGGCCUUCCCUCCAGAAAAAGGGGGGAAAAGGAGAGAGGAAAGGAUCGGCGUUGCGCGCGAUCGCGAUCGCGGAAAACGGAAUAUCGGAAUCAACGACGGUGGGCGGAGUGAAGGGGGCGGCAGUCCUCGAUCGAGAUCUGGAUUACGCGGGCGCGUCGAGGAUCGCCAAGAUUUUGCCAAUUCGUAAAAAAGAAGGACACACGGACAGGGAUGGCAUGAGGGAGGGCUCCGGCAACGUUGCCGACGUGUUAGCAGUGGGCGGGGGUGGUGCUGUGCUGGUGCUCAGCGAGCUUGAAAGCAUGGCAGCCAGGCAACAGCGGGAAAUCGCUCAGCAAAGGCGCCUCCUGGAGCAGAAAGAGGCCCGCUUAGCCGUGCUUCGAGGCGCACAGGAGCCAGCACAGCAGGACAGACUCGCUAGAUUAAGGCACAAGCUGGACCAGCAACAGAGUAAGCUGAAUCGACUGCGAUUACUCAGAUCGCAGACGGAUCAGUCGCGUGUCAACAAUGCGACAUUGACUUCCGAUCUGGACUGCAUCAGAGCCCUAUUCAAUGAGAAAGAGAAGGAACUCUCGUUGGCCGUAGCGAAGGUUGAGGAGCUGACGCGGCAGCUGGAAGAACUCCGAGGUCGUCAGAAUGCUCCCGCCGGUGGUGGAAGCGCCGGUAGCAUCGGGGGCAGUCUCACGGGUGCUACCGGCAAUGGACAUUUGGUCACCCCAGCCAGUGCCGAACUGGAGAAACUUAGAAGGGAGCUUAUGUAUCGCAACAAGAUGAAUGAACAGCAAAACCAAGUAGUAUCCCAACAACGGCAGGCCUUGGCACAACGACAGGCCGAGAUGGCAUCGAUAGACGCGCGAAUAGCUCAACUUCAAAGUCGUCUCCAGCGCAAGAGAGCAUUGAAUCAACGAUUAACGCAAGUGGGUCCUAAUGGCGGUGGUGUUAACAACACAGGAUUCCCAGACACAAAACUCGAUGGUUUUAACAACAGCGGCAAGUUAAGACCGGCCGGCAAUAUCGCCGCGAUCGAGCCGUAUUCACACAUACCGAACGAUAAUGAUUUCAAUUUAAACAAAAACGACCCUAAGUACCAGACACUGCCAUACAAUACCAAGUUUACAAUGAACUUCAAGGCUAUAGAAGACGACGUGAACAAAAAUAAAAUACAACAUUCAGCGAGCGCCUCCCAGUUGGGACAGCGGCCGACCUUUCAACAAUACGGACAUCAAAUCGUUCACAGCCAAUCGCAGUCUCAUAUUCAGGGACAAUCUCAAUUACUAGGAAGCAAUCAACAGCAACAGCAGCACAAUCAAAAUCUUGGCAACCAAUCCACGACAAUUCAAUCGAGUUGCAACUACAAUAACAACAACAACAAUAACAAUAACAGCAACAAUCUCAUCUGUAAUACUGCGCAUAACUUUAGCCCGGACAAUUUGUCACAAGGUCUUCGUCUUCAUCAAGGUCAUCAGCAUCAACAACAAUCGCAAACACAGCAACAGCAACAGCAUCAAAAUGGCAAUCUUCAGCAGAAGCAACACAACGUGACCAGCAUUAGCGGUGCAUCAACGACGUCGAAUCUCGUAGGUGUUACCGUUCCAUCGAUUAUACAAACGCAGAAUCAACAUCGAAAUCUGCAGCAGACCAGUGGUCAUCAAAAACCAGUGUCGAGCGUGGCACCAAGUUUUUCAGUCAAGUCACAGAUCUAUCAAACCUCCUCGACCAAGAUCCAUCCAGUUAUGCCACAGACAUUGAGCCUACUGGGUCGUGGACAUAACAAUGCAGCACAAAACUACAUCGGCAACAAUCAACAGUUAGCGACGGCGAAUACCCAGCUACAAUCUAGCACUGGGAAUCAAGAAGCAAAUUAUAGACAUGGUUAUUCCGUUGCUCAACAGCAGCAGCAACAGCAACAACAGCAGUAUCCAAAUCAGACGACGAACAUUCAUGCGUCUUCUCCGGCAGCCGUAUAUCAGAUCCAGAGUUCGUCCAAUCUCGUUGGUCUUCAUGGCACCACUACGACUUUCGGCAAUUCUUCUCAGAAGUAUAAUCAAUCAUCACAAGUGUUGAGUUCUAACGAUCUCGGGCAAAGCCAGGAUCAAAUACUGAACAAUCAAAAAACUAAAUUUGAACCGAGCAAGAGUCAGGACAAGUUCGAACAUGCAUUACCGUCUAACAAUAAACAUGAACAGCAGCAGCAGCAGAUUAGAUAUGAUCAGAAUCUCACGGGCAAGUACGAGAUACAGCAACAGAGUAGCAAGCAUGAUCCAACUGGAAGUCAAGCCAAACAUGAUCAGCAUCUGCACAACAUUAAGUACGAACCUGGUUGUCAGAAUUCGCAACAGUAUGCCAAACAUGAGCAGCAGCAACAACAGCACGAGGGAAGAUUGUCGAACAAGUAUGAUCACAAUCCAACAUUUAAACACGAAUCUUCGAAUGCCAAUCAAUACAAAUCGGAAUAUAAACCUGAGCCAAACAAGUAUGAGAGUAGUGGCCAGAGUAAAUUCGAGAUGGUAUCAGCCAAAUACGAACCAAAUUCCACGACGAAACACGCGGUUGAUCAUGUGGCCGCCAAGUUCGAAAUCCCCGCGAAAACACCGGACAGGCCAUUCGAAUUCGACAAGUCGGCGACAAAGAGCAACGACAGCGAAAGAAAGAAUUUCAAUGAGCCGCGAAUAGAGGAUAAGACGAAACCGGCAUUGCCGCCGAAACCGAGCAAACCGAAUCCACCGCCAAGACUUACUCAUCACGAGAAAAUUGAUGUGUCGUCAUCCGAAGGAAUCAAUGAGUGCAAGAUAACUAACACAAAUCUCAAUUCAAGGUCGGAUAAGGACGAGGAAAUACCGCCGAUUCCUACGUCAGAACCGCCUGAAUCUCCCACGGAAACGCAACUGGCCAAUCAUCAGAUUAUCAAAGCUCGGCCGUUAACGCUAAAGAAAGUACCGAUUUCAGAGCAACCGAAACUGAGAUAUGCCAAAUCCAAUGUUCACGUGUCGAUAAAUCGCCGAAUUGAGAUGCCCCCGGCCUUCCUGUUUCCGGAGACAGAAAUUCCGGCGGAUCUCAUGCAGACUGAUCAACAGCAACAGCAGCAACAUCAACAACAAAUCAUCGACACUACGGACAGUUGCAAGAUUACCAACGAAGAUAAUAUCGGUGAGGGCGAGAAACUGGAGGAAACGGACAUCAUCGACGCUCUGAAUGUAAUCAACAUAGAGGACAAGCCGAAGAUGAAGACCGACUCGGAAUUGACCGGGGGAACUGGAGGUGAAAUGGAGAUAGACGGAAGCAAGAUAUCGGAAGUAAUGAGGAGGAAGAAGGGAAAUCUCAAGUCGACGAGCACGGGAGGCGGUGGUGGCAAGGUCAAUCUGUCCAGGCGAGUGUCGUUUGACCCACUAGCGCUACUACUCGACGCUAGUCUCGAGGGAGAACUCGAGCUCGUAAAGAAAACCGCGAAAGAGGUCGCCAAUCCGAGCUCCGCUAAUGAUGAAGGUAUUACCGCUCUGCAUAACGCUAUAUGCGCCGGUCACCUCGAAAUUGUCAAAUUCCUCGUAGAAUUCGGCUGCGACGUUAACGCCCAGGACAGCGAUGGAUGGACGCCAUUACACUGCGCCGCCAGUUGUAAUAAUUUAUCUAUGGUGAGAUUCUUAGUCGAACAUGGUGCUUGCAUUUUCGCAACCACCCUUUCAGAUCACGAGACUGCUGCGGAAAAAUGCGAGGAGGACGAAGAAGGAUUCGACGGAUGUUCGGAGUAUUUGUAUAGUGUUCAAGAAAAGUUGGGGAUUAUGAAUAACGGUCAGGUAUAUGCGGUUUUCGAUUACGAGGCCCAACACGCUGACGAACUCUCAUUGAAGAACGGCGACUCCGUAAUCGUAUUACGGAAGGGGGAUGAUAACGAACGGGAAUGGUGGUGGAGCAAACUCGGACAUAAAGAAGGCUACGUACCUCGGAAUUUAUUGGGAUUAUAUCCCAGAGUGCAGCCAGCGAAAGCGAUUGAUUAAAAUGUUCGCAGAAUAUCCGAUGAUUACGACAGUAUUCGACUUGCAGCUUUAUCUUGUUAAUUGUUAUAACACAAUAUAUAGGCACAUUAGUAAAUAUUUAAUAGCAUUGCCAUCCGAAUGGAUAUCGCAAAGAGGGAAGCUACCCAAUUUUUUUUUAACAAAUGUAGUAAUCUUCUAAUUACACAGCACGCGUAUGUCAUUUUUCUUGUAGCUUAUAAAAUGAGAUUGCGUCAUUGUGGAUUUGGAAUGAUUUUAAUCGGCUACGAUUUGCCAUGAAUCCGCGAGUCGAAUGAUCGUACAAAUACAAACCUGUAGUUAUUGACGAUAUAUGACAAUGCAUUUCCUUAUGACUUUUUCUCACGUUUUAGAUAAGACAGAUAUUUUAAUAACGAUUGCACAGCUAUUGGCCGAAUGUCCGAUUUUACAUUUGUCAAUUUAUAGUUGCACAGGCAUUCUCAACUCAACUUUCUAUUUGAAAGUUUAAUUAAGUUGAAAGUUGUUGAAAGUUGAAUUGAGAGACAUGUCGUGUCUCUCACUUACACUCGUAAACCAUCAAAUUAUUUAUAUAGCGAUAUAUUUUUAACGUACA
Molecule: messenger RNA, 4982 nt
Organism: Atta colombica
Lineage: Eukaryota; Metazoa; Arthropoda; Insecta; Hymenoptera; Formicidae
Product: putative mediator of RNA polymerase II transcription subunit 26
Exons: 12
Coding region: 620-4393 (1257 amino acids)
Biological process (GO): regulation of apoptotic process
Cellular component (GO): nucleus
Molecular function (GO): p53 binding
Source: RefSeq, a predicted model, not a curated record